Suricata suricatta (meerkat) is the source of this 6663-nucleotide messenger RNA. RefSeq names its product interleukin enhancer binding factor 3 (gene ILF3). The transcript has 21 exons. Bases 366 to 3068 code for a protein of 900 amino acids. Gene Ontology annotation, cellular component: precatalytic spliceosome. The record is from RefSeq and is a predicted model, not a curated record. Lineage: Eukaryota; Metazoa; Chordata; Mammalia; Carnivora; Herpestidae. Gene Ontology annotation, molecular function: double-stranded RNA binding; single-stranded RNA binding.
GCGCGCGCCCGCCCGCCCGCUCGCCCCCGGCCCCGGCUCCUCCUCCUCCUCUUCUCGCCAUUGCAGUUGGACUCAGCAGCCCGGUGCGCACCGCGUGGCUUUUAGGGGGAGACCCCGGCGGGCUGUGGCAGGAGGGCGGCGGCGGCGGCUGCGGUCGGGGAAGGGAACGCCGACAAGUUUCUCCUGAUUUCACCUUUCAUGGCUCAGAGGAAUAAUUCGUUGCGCCAAGAAACUUGGGUUUAUACCUCCCUGGACUUGCCCUCCUGUCAAUAGUUGAAGUAUUGAUAACACCAAGGAAAUCUGUCACAGUUUGAAAAGAUAAGCAAAUAUUUGAUUUCCAGACACUACAGAGAAAAGAAGUAAAAAUGCGUCCGAUGCGAAUUUUUGUGAAUGACGACCGCCACGUGAUGGCCAAGCAUUCUUCUGUGUACCCGACCCAAGAGGAGCUGGAGGCCGUGCAGAACAUGGUGUCGCACACAGAGAGGGCCCUCAAAGCUGUGUCUGACUGGAUAGAUGAGCAGGAGAAGGGAAGCAGCGAGCACGCCGAGUCUGAGAACGUGGAUGUGCCCCCAGAGGACGAGACCAAAGAAGGGGCCGGGGAGCAGAAGACGGAGCACAUGACCAGAACCCUGCGGGGUGUGAUGCGUGUUGGCCUCGUGGCAAAGGGCCUGCUGCUUAAGGGGGACUUGGAUUUGGAGCUGGUGCUGCUAUGUAAGGAGAAGCCCACAACCGCCCUCUUGGACAAGGUGGCCGACAACCUGGCCAUCCAGCUCGCGGCUGUUACAGAAGACAAGUACGAAAUACUCCAGUCUGUUGAUGAUGCCGCGAUUGUGAUAAAAAACACAAAAGAGCCUCCGUUGUCCCUGACCAUCCACCUGACCUCCCCCGUCGUCAGAGAAGAAAUGGAGAAAGUAUUAGCUGGAGAAACGCUAUCAGUCAACGAUCCCCCGGACGUUCUGGACAGGCAGAAAUGCCUUGCUGCCUUGGCGUCCCUCCGACACGCCAAGUGGUUCCAGGCCAGAGCCAAUGGGCUGAAGUCGUGUGUCAUUGUCAUCCGGGUCCUGAGGGACCUGUGUACCCGCGUGCCCACCUGGGGUCCCCUCAGAGGAUGGCCCCUCGAACUUCUCUGUGAGAAGUCCAUCGGCACAGCCAACAGACCCAUGGGUGCCGGCGAGGCCCUGCGGAGAGUGCUGGAGUGCCUGGCGUCGGGCAUCGUGAUGCCAGAUGGUUCUGGCAUUUAUGACCCUUGUGAAAAAGAAGCCACUGAUGCUAUUGGGCAUCUAGACAGACAGCAACGGGAAGAUAUCACACAGAGUGCGCAGCAUGCUCUGCGGCUUGCUGCGUUUGGCCAGCUCCAUAAAGUUCUCGGUAUGGACCCUCUGCCUUCUAAGAUGCCCAAGAAACCAAAGAAUGAAAACCCAGUGGACUACACAGUGCAAAUUCCCCCCAGCACCACCUAUGCCAUUACACCCAUGAAACGCCCGAUGGAGGAGGAUGGGGAGGAAAAGUCUCCCAGCAAAAAGAAGAAGAAGAUUCAGAAAAAAGAGGAGAAGGCAGAGCCGCCUCAGGCUAUGAAUGCUCUCAUGAGACUCAACCAGCUGAAGCCAGGACUGCAGUAUAAGCUGGUUUCCCAGACCGGUCCAGUCCACGCCCCCAUCUUCACCAUGUCUGUGGAGGUAGACGGCAACUCAUUCGAGGCCUCUGGACCGUCCAAAAAGACUGCCAAGCUGCACGUGGCUGUUAAGGUGUUACAGGACAUGGGCCUGCCCACUGGUGCCGAAGGCCGAGACUCCAGCAAGGGGGAGGACUCGGCUGAGGAGACCGAGGCCAAGCCUGCUGUGGUGGCCCCUCCUCCCGUGGUGGAAGCCGCUUCGACCCCCAGCACGACCUUCCCUUCAGAUCCCACUGCCGAGAACGUAAAACAGCAGGGGCCGAUCCUGACCAAGCAUGGCAAGAACCCUGUUAUGGAACUCAACGAGAAGAGGCGCGGCCUCAAGUACGAGCUCAUCUCCGAGACGGGGGGCAGCCACGACAAGCGCUUCGUCAUGGAGGUCGAGGUGGAUGGACAGAAGUUUCAGGGUGCCGGCUCAAACAAAAAGGUGGCAAAAGCCUAUGCUGCUCUUGCUGCACUAGAGAAGCUGUUCCCCGACGCCCCCCUUGCCCUGGAAGCCAACAAGAAGAAGAGAGCCCCCGUGCCUGUGAGGGGUGGCCCGAAGUUUGCUGCUAAGCCACACAACCCUGGUUUCGGCAUGGGAGGCCCCAUGCACAACGAGGUGCCCCCGCCCCCCAACCUCCGAGGCCGGGGAAGAGGAGGGAACAUCCGAGGGAGAGGGAGAGGGCGAGGAUUUGGUGGCGCCAACCACGGAGGCUACAUGAAUGCCGGCGCAGGCUACGGCAGCUACGGGUACGGCGGCAACUCGGCGACGGCGGGCUACAGUCAGUUCUACAGCAACGGAGGGCAUUCUGGCAAUGCCGGUGGUGGCGGCGGCGGGGGCGGUGGUGGCUCCUCCGGCUAUGGCUCCUACUACCAAGGGGACAACUACAACUCACCAGUGCCCCCGAAACACGCCGGGAAGAAGCAGCCCCACGGGGGCCAGCAGAAGCCCCCCUACGGCUCGGGCUACCAGUCCCACCAAGGCCAGCAGCAGUCCUACAACCAGGGCCAGUACAGCAACUACGGCCCUCCGCAGGGCAAGCAGAAGGGCUAUAAUCAUGGACAAGGCAGCUACUCCUCCUACUCAAACUCCUACAGCUCCCCCGGGGGCGGGGGCGGCUCAGACUACAGCUACGAGAGCAAAUUCAACUACAGUGGUGGUGGAGGCCGGAGUGGCGGGAACAGCUACGGCUCAGGCGGGUCAUCCUACAACCCAGGGUCACACGGGGGCUACGGCGGAGGCUCUGGGGGCGGCUCCUCAUACCAAGGCAAACAAGGAGGCUACUCGUCACAGUCCAACUACAACUCGCCCGGGUCCGGCCAGAACUACAGCGGCCCUCCCAGCUCCUACCAGUCCUCACAGGGCGGCUACGGCAGAAACGCAGACCACAGCAUGAACUACCAGUACAGAUAAAGCCCCCCGAGGGCUGAAGAUUUGUACCUUCUGCACUUCCCCCUCGUCGUAAGAUUCAGUUUUCUGCAUCACAGUUAACACGUCCGCCGGCCCCUCGGGCCCCUCCGGCCCGGCCUGUCCUCCUUGCUGUGUUGUGCGGUGCGGCGCGGCACUCCCGUGGCCCGCCCUGUGACCCUUAUCUAGCCGUGUUUGGGACUUCUGUGUCUUCAGUGGUUUGUUAGUUGCCAGUACAACUUUGUCUGAGUAGGGUUUUUGAGUUCUCGCAGUUAAGUACCCCUCUGUCUAUUUGCAAUUGGUGUUAGCGUUAACUCAGUUUGUCUUUAAAUAGCUCCAGAAGGGAUACGUUAUCUGUUAAUGCUUUUGUGAAGUGAGUUAAACGAGCUUUCUGUAUUUUAAUGCUUUAGUGUUUCAGUUUUAUAAGUGAAGAUUUUAUUUUAAAAACCAGUGGGAAAGAGUGGGGUUUUUUUUUGUAUGUCUGGAUCAUUCAGGCAGUACAUCUGAAUUAAGCUGAAUGUAGACAAAUAAAGAAAAAGAAAACCGCGCCCGUCGUAGGCCUGGGUGUCUGACCCACAGUGUGAUGGGCAGGUCCCCCCACUGUUCCCAGCAUGAGAAUGUGGGGCGGGGGAGGCAGGGCAGCCCCUUGUCUCACCCACGGGUCCAGUGCCAGGCCUCUAAAUGCCUUCGCUCCAAGGUGGGCCGGGGCCAGCACCCCGCUAGCACGGGAUCAUGUAUUGUCAGGGUCCCGGGGGGCUCCCGGUGGUCUGCAGAGUGGCCUACGCGGGUGUUUGGGGUCUGCGCACACAGCUCUGCAUGCGCGCUCUCCUGCUCCGGGAAUUCUGGCAUAGCUUUAAGUGCAGUUUCACCUCACUGUGGAGUGGAACCUAGGUAGGUUUGGUACGUGCCACCUAACUUGCAAAAGGCCAAUUGAAUUUGGCUAAAGCACCCCAGGAUCUGGGAAACCCAGCCAUGGAACCUUCUGUGUCUGGAUGGUGUGGUUUUGUGUCCCCACCAGCCUCAGCCUCGAGGUGCCACCCCAGCCCAGAGGCCCUGAGUGCGCAGUUGGGGUUCUUUCUAGCUGCCCAGCCCUGUUCUGGUAGAUUGCCCUGGAGCAGGCCUUCUCGGUGCCAGGCAGUUUUGCAUCGCUCGGGGAACCUUUGUCACGUAGUGGGCAGGGGCCAAGGAUGCUACUGACCACUGUGUGCUUAAGCGGCAGCCACGUGGAGGCGGAGGAACCUGCCCCGAGAGCAGCCUCUCCCCAUGCUGGCCCCGCCCCAGGGGGUGGGCAGGGGUGGCACUGCCCUUGUCGCAGCUGCCCGGGAAGAGCCUCUCUGGCGAGGCCUGGGCUGCAGGGACCCUUCUCUUCGCGUCUCUCUGCCGUCCCUCAGACCAGGCGUCAUUCAGAUUCUGAGCCGCACCAGUCCUUGGCCUCCGGUGCUUGGUUAACCAUAGCCUUUGGGAGAAGAGCAAACCAUCUCGACUCAGAUCUCUUCAGCUGCGGCAGGAAAUCCAGUGUGCCUUUGAAGGAUGAAGGUUCGCCCCGGAGAGGUAAAAGAAAGGUGUUCUGCACUUGGGGGGGAAAAAACGUUGGAAGAAUUUUGCUUUGUGCUAGAGCAGAGGAGAACCCAGAUACCAGCUGAUCCAGCCAGGGGGGAGAGGGAUGGUGUGACACCCACCCGAGAGGCGGUUCACCGUGCCCGCAGUGCCCUUGGCGUGUGUGCGUGCGCUGGUAGAGACAGACCUGAGGCCCUGGGGGCAUGUGCGUGCUGAUGGAGACGACAGACAGACCUGAGGGGUGGGUCCCAACCUGGACUCGAUGGGAUGUGACAUGUCCAUGUCCGGACCCAUCUCUCCUGGACACCUCUGGGGACUAGGAUGAGAUCAUUGGGACCUUGUGUUGAAAUGAGAAGCCCAGAGCUGGGGGCAGAGCCUGCACCACUCCAGAACCCCCAGGGAAGAACCGGCCCCACCUGCCAGAUGCCUUCGAACUGUGGGCCCGUGAUCUCAACGCAGGUCUCCUCGCCGUCAGUUUCCCAAGCAGUGACUCACACCACAUUGACGUUUCUGAAUGUAGACCCUUCGCAAGGGCAAGCAUCUUGAAGGCAGUGGAAGAAACUCCCAGGCCACCUUAAUGUGGAGACCUCAGGGAGCUGUGACUCGGGGCCAUGUUCCUCUUGUGGAAAACAGCAGACCCCCGGGAUGCUGGUCUGAGGCCCUGGGCCUGGUCUGAGCACUCUCAAAGCCAGGACCAGUGUCACUGAUCUGAGGGACUCUAACCGCCAAGAACAGAGCAGUAUCUGAGAAGCAGCAUCUUGCCUUGUUUCACCCAGCUUCUGGUGACUUUGGGCCUUCCUUGGCUCGUGACUGCAUUCCUCCAGUCUCCGCCUCCUCUUCACAUGGCUUCCCCAAGAGCCUCUCGUGUUCUCAGAUCUUCUUACAAGGACACCAGUCAUUGGAUUUCAGGGUCAUCCUGUCAGGGUGAGCACAUCCCAAGAUCCUUCACAUUCAGCUGUAUUGGCACUUAAGAGUUGGAGGUAUGUUUUUGGGCGAACACCAUUCAACCUGCUGAAGGGUUGAGUGAAGGCUCCAUCCCAUGCGGCUCUUGAGCACAGCCAGUAUCACCGUGGUCUGCAAGGCGGGGGCCUGUCCCGAAGCGACAGCUCAUGAGCACAUGUGCCUUGGCAUCCCACCUGCCUGGGGACUUUGUUGGUGCUAAUGGCACUGUGGUGCAGCUGACACCAUGAGCAUGGAGAAGACCUGGGUGCUGGCCUGUCACCCAUUCAAAGUUGACCAAGUCCUUUCCAGCCUGCUGCCCUCCAAGCCCAGGAAGCCAGCCUGGCGGAGGUUCUCACAGAUGCUUCUCUGGGUCCUCCUCAGCCGGGGACAUAGUAGGCAACAGAGACAUGCCUCAGUCUACAUGCUGCCAGAGGAUGGUGUCCCGUGUCUCCAUCACCAGUGGAGGUGACCAGGAAGAGCCAGUGGCCCACAUGCAUAGUCAGCAAGUUGAGCAGGAUGGGGUGUUUGGUGGCUAGACCAUGAGUGUCAGUGAACUGGGACUGGACACCACGCCAGAGGGCUCAGGAUGCCUUUGGAGAGAGAAAGCCCUUCCUGAGGGAACAGCUGGACGUGUAUAGUGGGCUGAAAUGAUGUCACAGGGGCAGAGCUUUGCAGGGAAUUUCAGAUGAUCCCAUGGGGAGGUGGGGCUGCUUGAGACCUAGGACCAAAGAGAACCUCUAAGCAGUAAUGGGGCACAGAUCCAGGAUUUCCACCUUUCUGCAUCAAGCAGAAUCCCUAGGGUCCUGGUCCCCCUGGACUGGGGUCCAGUCUCACCAGGAAGUUGAUACCCAACUGCCUCUACUCUGGCCAGGAAACCUGCACUGUUCCUCUGGCCACUGUCCUGCUUCCAGGGGCUGGUGUGGUCGGGCUGGGCUCAGCCUCAGGACUCCGUCUCCAGGUGUGGCUACCCAUCCCCCCAACUGUGCCCUGCGUAGGCUCUCCUGAGACUUCUGGACACAAUUUUGGGCCACUUACCAGCAAGUCGUGGCCCCGGAUGCUCAUUCUAACCCAUCCCAGAAUAAAUGGAAACUUCACGUGUUCA